AUGCUUGCCAACUCGCGAGAAAACUGCACGAUCGUCACCACCAUCAACGCCGCCGGCGCCGUGCUGGACCCUACCAUCAUCUCCAAAGGGCAACGUUUCAACAGAGAUUGGAUCGCGGAUAGGAAGGGUCCGCCGGGUGCGACGUACACCUGCACGGAAUCGUCCUUCAUGUUCGGUGACGUCUCCAUCAAGUACAUCAAAAACCUCCACGAGCAGCUUGGCCGGCGUGGCUUGCUCGACGGAAAACCCUNCGUCACCACCAUCAACGCCGCCGGCGCCGUGCUGGACCCUACCAUCAUCUCCAAAGGGCAACGUUUCAACAGAGAUUGGAUCGCGGAUAGGAAGGGUCCGCCGGGUGCGACGUACACCUGCACGGAAUCGUCCUUCAUGUUCGGUGACGUCUCCAUCAAGUACAUCAAAAACCUCCACGAGCAGCUUGGCCGGCGUGGCUUGCUCGACGGAAAACCCUACGUGCUCGUGCUGGAUGGGCACGCGUCGCACGUGAGCUUUGAAGUCAUCCAGUUGGCCAAGUCCCUCAACAUUCACCUCGUCCAGCUGCCCUCCCACAUGUCGCACGUCACCCAGCCCUUGGACGUCGCUAGCUUCGGCUGUUUCAAGGAGCUGACCACAGCGAUCGCGGUCUUCCCGUCGAAACACGGAGGGGCAUUGCCGCGGAAGCGGGACAUGGCCGGCUUGAUCGGGCAAGCGUGGAGCAUGACUUUUACGCCGGAAAUCAACAAAGCUUCCUUCGCCGGGGCGGGCCUGUGGCCGGUGGACAAGGAACGGGCACUCACUCGNGAUGGGCACGCGUCGCACGUGAGCUUUGAAGUCAUCCAGUUGGCCAAGUCCCUCAACACCCACCUCGAACAGCUGCCCUCCCACAUGUCGCACGUCACCCAGCCCUUGGACGUCGCUAGCUUCGGCUGUUUCAAGGAGCUGACCACAGCGAUCGCGGUCUUCCCGUCGAAACACGGAGGGGCAUUGCCGCGGAAGCGGGACAUGGCCGGCUUGAUCGGGCAAGCGUGGAGCAUGACUUUUACGCCGGAAAUCAACAAAGCUUCCUUCGCCGGGGCGGGCCUGUGGCCGGUGGACAAGGAACGGGCACUCACUCGGCUGCAGCGCCCGAAGAGGAAGGCGCGGGAAGCCGACCGCCCUUCCCUGCAGGACGUCCCCAUCGUCGUGAGCAACGAACAGCUGGAGGAGCUGCUGGGCGAGCGCGGCGUCCACAAGGCCCGGGCAGAAGGCCACACCAUCCCGGGAGUUCGCGUGAGUACGGUGCUUCUCGGCCUUUACCUGCCCAACAACCGCCCCAAGAAAAAACGCCAACGCGGGCGAUCCUGGGCAUUCCAGACGGAGGACUCCUCACUGAUGAAGAAAGGAUGGCGAGGCAAGAGGACAAAACACGCGAACUGCAGGCUGCCGAGGCCGCUAAGACGGCAAAGACCGUGGCGCGGGAAGAGGCACGAGACGCGAGGAGGGUAG
Ectocarpus sp. CCAP 1310/34 is the source of this 1482-nucleotide messenger RNA. Lineage: Eukaryota; Phaeophyceae; Ectocarpales; Ectocarpaceae. The record is from the annotation of a GenBank genome assembly.